Molecule: messenger RNA, 756 nt
Organism: Lynx canadensis (Canada lynx)
Lineage: Eukaryota; Metazoa; Chordata; Mammalia; Carnivora; Felidae
Product: kallikrein-9
Exons: 5
Coding region: 1-756 (251 amino acids)
Biological process (GO): proteolysis
Molecular function (GO): serine-type endopeptidase activity
Source: RefSeq, a predicted model, not a curated record
AUGAGGCUGGGACUCGUCUGUGCUCUGCUUUCUCUCCUGACAGGGCACGGCGGGGCAGAUACCCGAGCAAUCGGGGCCGAGGAAUGCCGCCCCAACUCGCAGCCUUGGCAGGCCGGGCUCUUCUUCCUCACCCGCCUCUUCUGUGGAGCUUCCCUCAUCAGUGACCGUUGGCUGCUCACAGCUGCCCACUGCCGCAAGCGGUAUCUGUGGGUCCGCCUUGGGGAGCACCACCUCUGGAGAUGGGAGGGUCCAGAGCAACUGUUCCGGGUCACGGACUUCUUCCCCCACCCUGGGUUCAACAAGGACCUCAGAGCCCAUGACCAUAAUGAUGACAUCAUGCUGAUCCGUCUGCCCAGGAAGGCACAUCUGGGCCCUGCUGUGCAGCCCCUCAACCUCAGCCAGACCUGCGUCUCCCCAGGCACCCAGUGCCUCAUCUCAGGCUGGGGAGCCGUGUCCAGUCCUAAGGGUACAUACCCACUCACGCUACAGUGUGCCAACAUCAGCAUCCUGGAGCACAAACUCUGCCAUCGGGCAUAUCCGGGCCACAUCUCUGACAGUAUGCUCUGUGCCGGCCUUUGGGAGGGGGGCCGGGGUUCCUGCCAGGGUGACUCUGGAGGCCCUUUGGUUUGCGAAGGGACCCUGGCAGGUGUGGUGUCUGGGGGUGCCGAGCCCUGCUCCAGACCCCGUCGCCCCGCCGUGUACACCAGCGUAUGCCACUACGUGGACUGGAUCCGAAAGACCAUGGAGGACAACUGA